CGCGAUUCUUAGCAGCCAGCAGCCAGCAGCCAACAGCCAACAGCCAAAGGUGGCCCCCAUAAAAUCAUCAUCAUCUCGUUAUCAAUCACCUUCAGCAAACUGCAAACCCACCCACACACCCAAACUCGCCGUCGCUAAUUCUUGGUCGCCUUUCUCCCGCCAACUGAACCACCACCAAGACCAUUCCAACUACCUAGACAAACCAUGGCCGCCAUCUGGGGUAACGGCGGGCAGGCUGGCCAGUUCCCUCUGGAGCAAUGGUUCUAUGAAAUGCCCCCCGUGACUCGGUGGUGGACAGCAGCCACCGUUGCCACUUCGGUCUUGGUUCAAUGUCACGUCCUCACCCCAUUCCAGCUGUUUUAUAGCUUUCGCGCUGUAUAUGUCAAGUCUCAGUAUUGGCGUCUGUUCACGACAUUCCUAUACUUCGGACCGCUGAAUCUCGACUUACUAUUCCAUGUAUUCUUCUUGCAGCGAUACUCGCGCCUGCUUGAAGAGUCGUCGGGGCGAUCGCCGGCCCACUUCUCGUGGCUCCUGUUCUACGCCAUGGCCUCUCUCCUCCUCCUCUCGCCCUUCCUCUCCCUUCCAUUCUUGGGCACGGCCCUCUCUUCCAGUCUGGUCUACAUUUGGAGUCGGCGCAACCCAGAAACCCGCCUGAGCUUCCUCGGCAUGCUGGUCUUCACCGCCCCAUAUCUCCCCUGGGUUCUAAUGGCUUUCAGCCUGGUCGUCCACGGAAUUGUGCCCAAAGACGAGAUUUGUGGUGUCGUCGUGGGCCAUGUCUGGUACUUCUUCAACGACGUAUACCCGUCCCUGCAUGGAGGCCACCGUCCUUUCGAUCCCCCCAUGUGGUGGGUGCGGUUGUUUGAGACGAGACCCGGGGAAGUCCGAGGUACGGACGCUGCCAAUGUCAACGGAGAUUUUGCCGCUGCCGCUGCACCUGAAGUUCGAUGAACCAUCUGCACAAACUGGGUGGUCAAACGGCAUCCCGGAACUGUCAGCGCAAUCGUCCAGGGAACGGCAACCAUCAUUCUGCGGGUGAUCUGUUCCAAGGCCUGACGCGCGCGAAUGAAUGAGACUUAAUAUUGUCAGGAUAUAAACAAGGAUUACGGCGGCAUUUCUGGUUAUGUUGGUAUUUGGGUGGCUGAUCCGGGGCGUCAUUUGACCCCACGUUGCAACAGCUGUUUGCGCUACGGCCUCCUUUCGAGGUGACUAGAA
Messenger RNA from Aspergillus sclerotioniger CBS 115572, 1212 nucleotides. It is a transcript of the gene derA, whose product is annotated as putative ER-associated proteolytic system protein Der1. Gene Ontology annotation, biological process: endoplasmic reticulum unfolded protein response. Gene Ontology annotation, cellular component: Hrd1p ubiquitin ligase ERAD-L complex; endoplasmic reticulum membrane. The record is from RefSeq and is a predicted model, not a curated record. The transcript has 2 exons. Gene Ontology annotation, molecular function: ubiquitin-specific protease binding; misfolded protein binding. The coding region runs from base 205 to 948 and encodes 247 amino acids. NCBI's taxonomy places the organism in Eukaryota, Fungi, Ascomycota, Eurotiomycetes, Eurotiales, Aspergillaceae.